This is a messenger RNA of Pezoporus flaviventris, 2147 nucleotides long. RefSeq names its product ArfGAP with FG repeats 1 (gene AGFG1). The transcript has 15 exons. Lineage: Eukaryota; Metazoa; Chordata; Aves; Psittaciformes; Psittacidae. The coding region runs from base 143 to 1957 and encodes 604 amino acids. Gene Ontology annotation, molecular function: GTPase activator activity. Gene Ontology annotation, cellular component: cytoplasmic vesicle. The record is from RefSeq and is a predicted model, not a curated record.
GUGCCCUGCCCGCCCCUUCCUUUCCUCCUCCUUCCCCCCACCCCGGCCCCCUCUCCCUCCGGCCGGGCCCCGGAGCGCCGCCGCCGUUGGGGUGUGAGUAGGGCCCGGCGCCUUGCCGGGCCGUCCCCUCGCCGGCGGGGCCAUGGCCGCGAGCGCCAAGCGGAAGCAGGAGGAGAAGCACCUGAAGCUGCUGCGGGAGAUGAGCAGCCUCCCGCCCAACCGCAAGUGCUUCGACUGCGACCAGCGCGGCCCCACCUACACCGACAUGACGGUGGGCAGUUUCGUGUGCACCUCCUGCUCCGGCAUCCUACGGGGCUUGAAUCCACCCCACAGAGUGAAGUCAAUUUCAAUGACUACUUUCACACAACAGGAAAUAGAGUUUCUGCAGAAACAUGGAAAUGAAGUGUGCAAACAGAUUUGGCUAGGCCUAUUUGAUGAUAGAUCAUCAGCAAUUCCAGACUUCAGGGAUCCACAGAAAGUAAAGGAAUUUCUACAGGAAAAAUAUGAAAAGAAAAGAUGGUAUGUUCCUCCAGAGCAAGCAAAGGUGGUGGCAUCAGUGCAUGCAUCCAUAUCGGGGUCUUCUGCUAGUAGUACAAGCAGCACACCUGAGGUGAAGCCACUCAAAUCUCUCUUGGGAGAAGCUGCACCUGCACUGCACUUAAACAAGGGCACACCUAGCCAAUCUCCUGUUGUAGCUCGAUCUCAAGGACAGCAGCAACAAGAAAAGAAACAAUUUGACCUCCUCAGUGACCUUGGCUCGGAUAUCUUUGCUGCUGCUGCUCCCCAGUCAACUGCUACAGCAAAUUUUGCUAAUUUUGCACACUUCAACAGUCAUACAGCGCAGAACUCUGCAAAUGCAGGUUUUGCAAACUUUGAUGCAUUUGGACAGUCUAAUGGCUCGAGUAAUUUUGGAGGUUUCCCCACAGCAAGGCAGUCUUUUCAGCCCCAAAAUACAGCGUUCAGAACGCUUUCAUCUAGCUGCAGUUUUGGUGAAUUUACUUCAGCUUUUCCUCUCCAGGCUGUACACAGUGGAAGUGCUGGAUCAGUGAAUGCUAACUUUGCUCACUUUGAUAACUUCCCCAAAUCCCCCAGUGCUGAUUUUGGAGCCUUCAAUGAUUCUCAGAGCAACACAACAGCAACUGCAGCCAGUAAAGCUGCAGUGAAUAAACUCAGUCUACAGUCAGCUGACAAAUAUGCAGCUCUUGCUAAUUUAGAUAAUAUCUUCAGCGCAGGGCAAGGUGGUAGUGAGCAAGGAAGUGGCUUCAGUACAGUAGUGUCAGCAUCAGCAGGUCCUGCGUUGUCAGCCCCAAAUCAGUCAAGUGCAUCUUCAGACAAGUAUGCUGCUUUAGCAGAAUUAGACAGCGUGUUCAGCUCUACAGCAACCUCUAGUAACGCGUAUACUUCCACCAGUAAAGUUAGCAGCAAUGCUUUUGGAACAGUACCCGUGGCUGCUACUGCACAGACACAGCCUGCAUCUUCGAGUGUGCCUGCUCCAUUUGGAGCAACACCUUCCACAAAUCCAUUUGUAGCUGCCCCUGUUGCCCCAGUGGUACCUUCAACAAAUCCAUUCCAGACCAAUAGCCGAGGAGCAACAGGCCUCUCGGGAGCAAUGCACUCUCACAUAUUUCCUCAGGCUCAUUUUGCAGCAACAUUUGGUACUGCAUCCGUGAGCAUGCCUGCAGGAUUUGGAACUCCUGCCUCCUACAGUCUUCUUCCUACUAGUCUUAGUGGCAACUUCCAGCAGCCCACGUUCCCAACCCAGGCAGCUUUCUCUCAACAGACUGCUUUUGCUCAGCAGCCAAAUGGAGCAAGUUUUGCUGCAUUUGGACAGGCAAAGCCUCUAGUAACUUCUUUUGGACAAGUUGCAGCUGUUGGAGUACCUAGUAACCCUUUUAUGGCUGGUGCACCAACAGGACAAUUCCCAACAGGAAGCCCAUCAACCAAUCCUUUCUUAUAGCCUUAUAGACACUUUACCCAAAAGAACUCUUACAUGGUCACAUAACAUCUCUGCGCCUCUUGCACUGUUGUCUUGUUUCACUGAUAUUAGCUUUAAACACAAAAGAAGUCUUUAAGAAGUAAAAAUAAAAGCCUGCAUUGUGUACCUUUAAGAAAAUGAAAAAUAUUAAUAAAAAAACCCAAAACAAACA